CCUUAACCUAGAAAAUGCACUUUUAAAUGUGUUUCUUUUAGAAAAUGAGUUGUGCAGAAACAUCCUGUUAUGUUACAAAUCCAUCUAUUCUUCUUUGGGUAAUCUCAUUUAAACCGCAACAGUCACACAAAACAGGCUGUUGGAGAUCCCCUAUCAAUGUGAUGUCACAUUGAUUAUGCCCCAACCAUAACCGCUCACACUCCGCAUUAUGAGCGCGUAGUUCAACCUCAUGCCAGAGACACAUGUUUUGAUAUAGUCCAGAGGACAUGUGUAAGAGCUCUACCCCUUACUUUGCAUAGAGGGGAACAGAAGCUUUCUUUGCAGUCAAAGAAACACACACAAAAACAGCGUGUUUGCAGCCACAAAUGGCCAUGUUUGAGUUAUGAAAGAUCUCUCAGACACAUUCUGGGGAUACAAUUGUACAAUUGGCUAUCACUGGUGCUGGCGUGGUACCCUAAGGGUACCGUUUUUUACCUUUACCUUUAUAAAUAGUUUUGGAUCCAUUGUACACUAUUGUGUACCUUUAAAGGUACAGUUAAAUGUUUUGUUCCUCUAUGAACAAAAUUGUACCACCACGGUACCUUUUUUUCUGAGAAUAUAAGGUCUUAAUUUGAAGCCAGUAGGGGAUGGUGCAUCUACAUUUUGCUAUUUGGGAAAAUGGUGGAGCCAUGGCAGGCACACAGGUGGCUGAGCUUCUCUAAGAGAGACAGACAUGUUAGAAUGGCCAACCUGAAGCUGAAUGUGAAGAAACACUACAACAGAGUAAAGUCAUCUAACAAUAGUUUAAUAAAUUCCUGCGCAUUUAUUUGUCGCGAGUCUGUUGGCAUUCGUGUCCCUAUGUCAAAAGCGAUGUGAGAAUGCUGCUGCUCUCACUUUCCAGAAGAGAUCCUGGCACAGAGAGGCACUGACAAACCCACACAAACAUGCCAGAAGCACAGAGUGCUUCAGUCAUCCGCGGAGCGGACGCAGACAGGAAAGGGGAGAGAAAGCUAUCGAUGGAAGUUUAGAGAGUGUGCGGUUUAUGUACAGAAGGAAGAUGGAUAGGAAGACAGAGAGGGAGAGAGAGGAGCGACUCCAUCAAUAACGCUCAAUGGAGUUAAAGUGGAUCUGACUUCACUAAAGCUGGCUCUAUACAUGAUGGCGUGCUGCUGUUGUCCUGUACCGUGCCUCAGAAACUGCUUCUCGUUUUCAGCGAUUUCAUCUGCUGAGCUUGAUGCCUUAUGGAAUGACCCUCCGUACACUUUAGCAGCCAUCAGUGAGCUCUUUCCACCAAAUGACAUCAUGACAGCUGAUGAGGAAGCGGAGGCUGAGGUGGAGGCAGAAGGCACAAACAGAGAGAGUUACUGGAGAAGGAAGGAGGCAUUGAGUGGAAGCGGCACCAUAUCUUCCGGAGAGCGCUUUUCUUCAGAUGUCAUCUUAUUGUUCAGUGGAAGACGACGAUCUAGUGUCCAGCCUGACGGUGAGCUUCAGGAGAAGUUACGCACCAGACUCAGAGUAGUAGAAAGCAACAGCCAGGAUGUCACACAGCUCUUCAAGGAUCUGUCUGCCCGACUGGUGUCCGUUCAUGCUGAGAAGGACAGCUUUGUCAUUACCUUCAAGACAGUCGAGGAGAUCUGGAAGUUUUCUACUUACCUGGCACUCGGGUAUGUGGCAAGAUGUCUUGAGAACUUUCUCUGUGACCAGUCAUUGUGGCUGGACCCUGCACUGCUAAGUGAUGUAGAGAUCUCUGUGACAGUGGAUGAAGACCAUUUAGCUACUCUCUACCUAGGACUCUUGCUACAGGAAGGUACAUUCUUUGCCAAGGCUUUAUGCAACAGUGAUUGCAAAGAUGAAGAAGAAGAGGAGCUGACCUACAGGAGGAAUGACUUGAUCAUGAUGAAAGACAUUGGACAGGAGGCCAUGUGGGAAGCAACACAGCUGUCCACAGGUCAACAUGGUCUAGUGCCUGUGCAUGACAUGCAACCUCUGCCUUAUCCUUUUUAUCAGUGGUUCCUUAAGAAAUAUCCUGGAAAUACAGGAGGGGUUCUAGUUACAGAAAGUCUCUUUGAUCAUCCUAUUGUGGUGGGGACAUGUGUUGCCAUAGUAGACCAUUACCCGGUGGUUACAGAUGAACUGCAUUUACACCAGGGAGACCUUAUCAAGAUUGAAGGAUUUCUUCUCAAUACUCUAAACAUGUUCAUAGGAAGACACCUCACCAGUGGAAAAAAAGGAUUUGUGCACAAGGCCCAUGUCAAACCUGAAAGCAUCAAACCUCUCAGUGGACAAUUGGUCUUUCUGAGUGAAGAGGAAAGGGCAGCCCUGUCUAAGCUUAACCCCUGCUUUGAGCCCUGCCAGACUGAUGUACUGGGUAAUCUGUUCUCCACUGACAUAAGCACUGUGUACAGAUUAGACAGACUGGAUGACUCCGACUUCCCUUAUAUUAAAAACCAUCCAAAGUCAGAGGCGAAAACUCCAGUGGAUCUAAGAAAGAGCAAUAUGUCAGAAAAGAGUGGCACACCUCCAUACCACUCGUCCCCACGGCCAUCAUUCUAUGCCUCUCGGAAUAAUCUUGAGCGGGACUCUGAAGUUCUUUCCUUUAGCCUGGAGGAUACCUUUAGAGAGAUGGAUGAAUAUGAGGAAGAUCCCUUAAACUUCAUAGAUGAGGGUAUCUGGGAUUCUGAUGAAGCAGAGAGGUCUGACCCAAUCUUGACCUUCCUCAACUUGGAAUAUUUUGAGGACUCCUUUGAGACUCUUUACGACCUCUGCUACUCUUUCCUGGAGACUGUCUUUAAUGGCCUGUCAGAGGACGAGGUUCUUCAGCAUCUGGAAAACUUGCGAGAAGUAGCAAAGAAAGGCAGGAUGCUGUGGGCCCACCGGCGAGCUUGCUUCCUUCUAGGCAGGCUGUCUGCCAAAAAACUAAAAUACUCACAGGCACGAGUAUAUUUUGAGGAGGCGUUGAAAGUACCUGUAAAUGGUUUUGAUGAUGAACCACUUUUGAUAGCCCUAUACACCAAUCUCACCGCUGUUUAUCUAAAACAGAAGAUGAUGGACAAGUUGCCAUUUACUCUGGAGAAGGCCAGUGCUCUGAUUCUGUGUCUCCCAUGCCACAACUUUUGCUCUGCGGAUGAGUUUGAGCUGCUUAAACCAAUCAUGCGCAAAGCUAUAAUCGAAAAGGACAAGCACCUCGAAGCUCGGACAUGCUACCUCUGUCUCUCUCUCUUUCUUCGCUUAAGGAAAGUAGAGGAUGCAUUGCCUUUUGUGGAAAGGCUUCAGUUUCUCACCAUCACUUUGUCUGCUGAGGAAGGGAGGCCUGUUGCUCCAGUGGAUCUUAACUGGAUGCUGUGCAGGCUUUAUCAUAAAAAGUAUUUGCCCUUUCUCACACUAGCCUCUCUGAGCCUAGACUCAGGACAAGAGCAUUCCUUGGACGAUGCAUUCCAAAAAAUUGAACUCUUUAUCAAAAAUUCAGCAAGGCUAAAUCCUCACUGUAGAGAAAGUACUUCAGUGCCUUCUGCACAGGUUGUGGUCUAUCUUCAGCAGGCCUUGUCCAUAGCUAGUCGUACCGAUGAUCUAAAGACACGAAGGGACCUGUGUCUUUCCCUGGCUAGUGUUUACCAGCAGAAUGGAGCUCUAGAGAAGGCCGUGCCCUUUGCUCAGCAGGCAGCACAGACAGGUGGCAAAAUUAAUGAAGAGGAGGGCUUUGAGGCAUCUGUACUGCUGGCCUGGCUCUUGGUUCUUUCAGGGGAUCCCGAACAAGUUCAGUCUAACCUGCAUCCAUUGCUAAAGUCUUUAAAUGAAACGGACAGUCCGGCACAGCGUGGUGUGGUCUACAACCUCCUAGCCUUGUGCCUCCGCAAACAGGGAAAGGUUCAGGAGGCGGCAAGAAACUUUCAUUGCGCCCUACAGAUUUCCAGAGAGAAUGGGAACAAGCGUAAUGAAGCACUGGCCCUGGCUAAUAUGGGUUGCUUGUCUCUAUCCAUAGGGGCUCCAGGACUGGCAGAGUGUUUUCUGCUUAAAUCCCUACACCUGUACCAGUUUCUUUCAGAGAGCCCUACGGAUGAGGAGCAUGUCCAGACUCUGCUGUGGCUGGGAAGGAGCUACAAGGAUAGAGGAGGGAGUCAGGAGGUCAGGCUGUGCUAUGAGAUGGGCCUUCUUAUUGGCAUUAGUGCCAACAAUCUGCACAGUCAGAUGGUUGUGGCAAAAGUCUUAAGUCGUCAUUAUGGUGACCUGCUGCUAUACGGACAGAGUAUUGUUUACUAUGAGCACUGUGUGGGGUUAUGCAGAACACUUAAAAACAAACAAAAAGAAGGAGAAUACCUGGAGCUCCUCAGCAACCUCUAUCUUUCACUCAACACUGAGAAGUCCUCAAGGAAGUCACUUGACUACUCAAAGCAAAGUUUAAGGAUCUCCAUAGAUCUGGGAAAAAGACAGGAGGAGGCUGAGACAUGGCUGCAAGUGGGCCGUAUCUACUAUCUGAUUCAUGAGGAUGAACUGGCUGACAUGUACCUUCAGGCAGCAGUAAAGACAGCACUGAAGAUGACUGACCCGUGCUUCGCUAUGAACAUUUAUGAAGAGGCAGGAGAUGUGUUUUUCAAAGGACACAGAAACCGCCUAGCUGCCUUACCUUUCUUCAGGGAUGGAAGUCUGCCAUUUGCCCGGAGCAUUAAGGAUGUGCACUCCGAGUUUAGGCUGCUGAGUAAACUUACAGAGCUCCUGAUGCAGCAGAAGCAAUAUGAGGAGGCACUGCAAUAUGCCACACUCGCAGUGCAGGUUAGCACCACUACUGGUGUGCCUCUGAAUGAGAGAGCGUCCUUCCAUCGUCUUGCAUCAGUUUACUACUCUCUAGAGAAAUAUGAGAUGGCUGAGAACUACUACCUUAAGUCUGUUUCACUCUCGUCCAAUGAACUUGAACAUCCCAUUGAAGUUCGGUACUAUGUUAAAGUCUACUGUAGAUUGGCUGAUCUGACACUAUACAAAUUAAAGGAUGCCUUUGAUGCAAUGGGCUACUUCCACUUAGCCCUGGCGGCGGCGCUGGAGGACAAAGAAAGCCUGAGCACAAUAUACAUCAUCUACAUGAAGCUGGCAGAGAUCCAUGCCAACCACAUGCCCGAUGCUGAGCUAUGUAAGACUUAUAUGGACUGCGCACAGAGUCUGAAGAGAGAACUGGCAGGAUAUACAGACUCUACUGAUCCACAUACGGAUCAUGCAAAUGCAGACUGUGUUGAGUUUGUCACUCAGACCAAACCUGACAUGUCAGACUCCAGCAGUGGCACAAAAUUCAGCGUAGCUGAUGCUUGCCUUACAAUCACUGACCAGGAGGAGUCUGAGUUGGUCUCUAACAUCAGUCACAAAGAAGACAUGGAUACUAGAUUAUCUGAAAAAAUGGACUCAGGGCCUCCCGAUCCAGAGACUAUUUGCACAGAUGAAACAAACCACACUAAUGGAAGUACAUUUGCAGAGGGUGUGACGUUUAUAAUGUAGAUGCAUGUUGGAUGUGCAAGUAUGCAGCAUACCACAUUUUUUGGGCCAUAUGUUCACUCUAAAAGCAUUUCUUUAAAUACAUUAGUGCAAUAAGACUUUAUCUCGUUUAAUUAAAUGUUUUCUAUUGCUUGAUAGUGUUUCAAGAUUAAUUUGAAUGAUUUUGUAUAAUUGUAAAUAUGUAUAUUGUAUCACUGUAUAUUUAUAUUUGCGCUGGCUGUCUGAAUCUGCUGUUCAAUGUGCUUUUUUGUUUUGAGGGUUGUUAAAACCUCUAAUACAUUUUAAUUAAAAAUAUAAAAUUUCUAUAAA
Molecule: messenger RNA, 5763 nt
Organism: Paramisgurnus dabryanus
Lineage: Eukaryota; Metazoa; Chordata; Actinopteri; Cypriniformes; Cobitidae
Gene: sh3tc2
Product: SH3 domain and tetratricopeptide repeats 2
Biological process (GO): regulation of intracellular protein transport; regulation of ERBB signaling pathway
Molecular function (GO): protein binding
Source: RefSeq, a predicted model, not a curated record